This is a messenger RNA of Meloidogyne enterolobii, 381 nucleotides long. The record is from the annotation of a GenBank genome assembly. NCBI's taxonomy places the organism in Eukaryota, Metazoa, Nematoda, Chromadorea, Rhabditida, Meloidogynidae.
AUGGACUUUGUUUCUGUUGCUGAUGUUGUUGGGUCGUGGGAACGUGUCAAUACAAUGCAUACAAUGGAAGAGCUUGCCUUCUUCACUGGAUCGACAUGUACUGACGACGUGGGAACAAGCACAUCUGAUGAUAUGGAGUCGGUUCCCUCUUCUAUUCAGUCUUCUGUCAGUUUGCUUAGUCCACUCGAAGCGCGAGAAAAAGUGAGGAAGUUGGCAUUGCAAGCCAACAAUGUGGAUGACUUCUUCGAAUUGAUUCCAGACGAUUUGCUCGACAACUUCUUCUCCGACUACAAAAUGUUGGUGCAACAUAAAAUGUUGGAAGAGCAAUGUGAUAAUAUUAGGGAAGAACUGAUGAAACAGUCCAAAAGAGCUGAUGAUUGA